CUUAUAAGAUUUAUUAACGUACUUGAUUGUCGAGUCUCGUAAUAAGUACCUUUUAUCGGUAUCCACGUGAUAAAGUUACAAUCUCGUAUAUUCACAUGUGCAGAGCGUAUUUUGAUAAGUUUUUAUCUUACUUUUUUUCUUCUUCAUAAAAAUGCUUUCACGCCACUUCAAAGUAAGACCAUUGAUAUUUCAAUUUCGAAUAUUAUUAAAAAUACAAUUGUGGUGAGAAUACAGUGGCUUUAAAAGCUAUUUAGUGAAGUGAUUUGCAAUAUCGCGAUGACACCCUCCUUGGUCACCGCAGCAUCCUGCGCGUUUCUGGCGCUCUGCCUCUGUUUGGAUGCCAGCUACGCUCUGCGUAUCCUCGGCCUCUUCCCGCUUCACGGUAAAAGUCACUUCCUAAUGUGCGAGGGUCUGAUGCGCAACCUCGCGAAGCGUGGCCACCAGGUCGAUGUCUACAGUCACUUUCCACUUCGCGAGCCAGUGGCCAACUAUACGGACUACGACCUCGGGGGUAGGAUCGGGAUCCUCUCUAACAACGUGUCCUACGGGUCCUUCGACUCCCGCACCAACUUCGCCUUUAUGCCGCUGCUGAUGCGAUUAUACGGUAUGCCCAUCUGCGAGCUGAUGGACUUGCCGGUCUUCCAGAAGCUGAUGCGCGAUCCGCCCAACGAUCCCGCCUACGACAUUGUCGUGAUCGAGCUGUUCGUGGCCCACUGCUACCUCGCUUGGGGUCAUCGACUGCAAGUUCCAGUCGUUACGAUCAUCACCUCGACCAUGUACGACUGGAUGAACUACCCCAUUGGCAAUCCGUCCAAUGCCGCGAUCGAGCCCAGCGCCUUUUCGAGCUUCAACUCGCCCAUGACCUUCCCCGAGCGGCUGCAAAACGUCUUGAUCAAGAUGUACAUUGUCUGGACCUUCGACAAUUACAUGAGCAAGCAGGACAAGAAGGUGAAGGAGUUGUUCGGGCCCGAUUAUCCGGACAUUCGUGAUAUGCAGCAGGACAUAUCGCUGGUCUUGUUAAAUUAUCAUCAUUCGAUAACAGGAGUGAGAACGUUUGCGACGUCGGUGCAGCCCGUGGCUGGUCUGCAUAUCGAAGAUACCAAGGACAAGUUGCCUAAGGAGGUGCAAAAGUUUUUAGACCAAAGCAGCCAUGGAUUUAUUUACUUUUCUUUUGGAUCGAUGAUGAGAAUCGAGACAUUUCCCAAGCACGUGCUCGAAAUGUUUUACACUACCUUUGAGAAAAUUGCACCGGUACGAGUGCUUAUAAAAGUUGCAAAACCAGAGGAGUUGCCGCCAGGACUUCCUUCGAAUGUCCUUACUCAACCAUGGUUGUCGCAAAUUAAAGUAUUACAGCAUAAAAAUAUUAAAGCUUUUAUAACUCACGGCGGCUUAUUGGGAACGCAAGAAUCAAUUUAUUAUGGUGUCCCUAUGAUAGGAAUCCCUCUAUUUGCUGACCAAUAUUUCAAUAUUCAAUCGUACGCUAUUAAAAAUAUAGCCGUAAAAAUCGACAUAGAGAGCAUAACGGAGGAAUGUCUGACAAAAGCUGUUAUGGAAGUUCUUCACAAUCCAAUAUACAAGCAAACAGUCGACAAAAUUGGACGUAUAUUUAAGGACGAUCUCGUUAAACCAGUGGAUAAAGCGUCAUUUUUGAUCGAAUAUGUAGUACGACAUGGCAAGGAUACGCUGAAAUCACCAAUUCUUGCUUUGUCUUGGUGGCAAAGAAUUUUAUUGGAUGUUUAUGGCUUCAUUGCGUUAAUUAUAUUAAUAACACUCUAUGUGAUUUGGCUUGGAUUGAAAAUGUUAAGUAAAGCAGUUUGGAAAAUUAUUACCGCACAUUCGUUCUCAAAGUUAAAGGAAAAUUAAUA
Ceratosolen solmsi marchali is the source of this 1865-nucleotide messenger RNA. RefSeq names its product UDP-glucuronosyltransferase 2B17-like. The record is from RefSeq and is a predicted model, not a curated record. NCBI's taxonomy places the organism in Eukaryota, Metazoa, Arthropoda, Insecta, Hymenoptera, Agaonidae. Bases 277 to 1863 code for a protein of 528 amino acids. Gene Ontology annotation, molecular function: UDP-glycosyltransferase activity. The transcript is spliced from 6 exons.